CUGACUCACAGGGGGCCGCCAAGUGCGCCGCGGUCCACUCCCGACCCCUCCACGUCUCCCUACAACAGGACAUAUAUAUAUACAUAUAUAUAUAUGUGUAUACAUACACAUCGCGCUGUGCCACAGUUUGAAGGCUGCGUUUCCAUAGACCCGAGACCCGUUUUUACACGCGAGGUCCAUUCACUUCUCGUUUCCUCUGAACGAUCCCCACAUGUCACUUCCUUGUUCCGCCCGUGCCCGGACCAAACGGCGAAGUGUCAGCCGGGACGCGCGGCGUGAGCAACUUGGCCUCAGUCGCGUCAGGAGGCGCGGCCCCUCGAGUCGCCUGUUUUCACAUGUUCCAGUGACAGAGGCCUGCCAGGAGCCCAGAGGGAGACCUCCAGCCCUCAAACAACCAGGACAGUUUUAACAUGGCUGCUCCGAGUUCUUCUGUUUUACGGGCCAUACUGAAAGGGGCCCUGGUGCUGGCUGGCAUCAUAGUCCUGUUGUCCAUGUACUAUCGGUCUUUUCCAUCUCCAAGAUGUCAUCCUUCCCCAAAGCGGCUGAGUAAGCAAGACAAGUCACAGAACGAAUCAGUGGCUACAACCCCAUCAAGCAGCCUACCAGAGGAACAGCAAGCCGACAAACCUGUCGUGCUGCUGUGGUUUUGGCCUGAAAGCAAAAAGUUUGAUUUUCAAGUCUGUAAGAAGCUCAACAUCAACAACUGCCGUCUCACAGAUGAUCGAUCCUUAUACUCCAGCGCUCAUGCAGUUUUGAUAUUUCACAAAGCUAUCAAAGAUGACCUCUCCAACCUCCCCACCACACCCAGGCCCACAUUUCAAAGGUGGAUCUGGUUAAACAUGGACCCACCCAGCAACACACUCAAGAUAGCAGGCAUUGAAUCUCUUUUUAAUUUGACCGCAAGCUUCAGGGAGGAUGCAGACAUCCAUGUUCGCUGGCAACUGACUGCCAAGAAGCACAUGGAUGACAAAUUUGUGCUACCAGAGAAAGAACACUUGCUCUGUUGGAUUGUGAAUAGCAGUGACCUGGACACACAAACGGGGGAGGAAUACCGCUACUACAAAGAGCUUAUAAAAUACAUCAAGGUGGAUAUCUUUGACAGCUCCUCUAAUGAGAGUUCGAGGGGUGAAAACUAUUUCCGAACUAUCAGUAGCUGCAAAUUCUUUCUUUCCUUUGAGAAUUCAGAUCACAAAGAUCACAUUACAGAAACAUUCAAUGGUCCUCUUGCAGCUGGCACUGUGCCGAUAGUUUUGGGCCCACCGAGAAAAAAUUAUGAGCGUUUCGUCCCAAGUACUUCCUUCAUACAUGUAAAUGACUUUCCCAAUCCCUUGGCACUGGCUGAAUUCCUCCUCAAAUUGGAUGACAAUAAUGAGGCCUACAUGAAAUACUUUGAUUGGCGACAUUUCUACAAUGUCAGACGUCAUUUUACUGAGGAGAAUCAUGCAUUUGCGCUUGCUAUUUGUCAGGCCUGUCGCCAUAUAGGCCUAACCAAGGAGUUCAGAGUUGUACGUGAUCUGUACAAGUGGUUCUUCAUAUGAUUCUUCGUACUGUACCUCUGUGAUGGACUUGCUACAGUACAGAGGUAUUCAUCAAUGUAUCUUCGACAGAAAAUGCUGUAACUUUUGUUUCAACACAUCGAAUUGUACUUUUGGUUAAACAACAUAAGGAGUCAUAUCAUUCUUGUCCUAUAAAGCUGAUGUAAAUUA
Molecule: messenger RNA, 1706 nt
Organism: Scophthalmus maximus (turbot)
Lineage: Eukaryota; Metazoa; Chordata; Actinopteri; Pleuronectiformes; Scophthalmidae
Product: 4-galactosyl-N-acetylglucosaminide 3-alpha-L-fucosyltransferase 9
Exons: 3
Coding region: 411-1538 (375 amino acids)
Cellular component (GO): membrane
Molecular function (GO): alpha-(1->3)-fucosyltransferase activity
Source: RefSeq, a predicted model, not a curated record